This is a messenger RNA of Amphimedon queenslandica, 862 nucleotides long. RefSeq lists its product as uncharacterized. The transcript has 2 exons. The record is from RefSeq and is a predicted model, not a curated record. NCBI's taxonomy places the organism in Eukaryota, Metazoa, Porifera, Demospongiae, Haplosclerida, Niphatidae. Bases 173 to 715 code for a protein of 180 amino acids.
AUGAGCUGACGUGUACAUAGUCCCCAGCUAUCACUUGACGUCAGGUUUACUUCAUUAAGUGAAAUUCAUGGCAAGCGUACAACAGUUGCUAGCUAUUGAUCUGCUAAAAAUAAAAAAGAAAGAUUUUGUAAAGUAAAGCAUAAUAUAGCAAGUAGUUACUGUAGUCAUCAUAAUGGGAGGAAAACUGACUUGUGAAGCAGAAUCAUGCCUAACAGAGCAUGGCAAAGAGGGGAUAUGGUAUAAAUGCAAUGAAAGCCAUUACUUUUGCAGCCUCCACCAAAAAAAGAGUACAUGCCCUAUACAUACCAAUGAGGAACGCCUGCCUUGUGAUGUUGAGUCAUGCUAUAGGACAGACUGUGAAAGUGGUGAAUGGUUUGACUGCAAUGAAUCGCACCAUUUGUGCAGCUUUCACAGGAGUGGAAAAAAGUGUCCAUGCCAUAUGCGUAGGUCAUGUCGUGCUACUGGCUGCACUAACACUGACUGCAGUUUUGGUAAUUGGUACAAAUGUAACUAUGAGCACUAUUACUGUACCACUCAUCAGAAUAAAGAGACAUGCCCUUUAGAUGCAUAUGGUCACAAAACAUGCGAUGCUUGUAAAAAUAUAGAAUGGAGGAGUGGUAUUUGGUAUGAUUGCAAUAAAGAGCAUCACUUCUGCAGGGAGCACCGGCGGAAAGAGAAAUGCCCCGUCGACAGAAGAUAUAAAAGGAAAACAUAAAAACUACAAGACAAACUAUUUAUAUUGCUAUGAAGUGGAUUAGUAGAUACUUUUGCUGCUCCUAGGCUAGCAUCACUUUUCAAUUUUAAAUGUCCCACAUUACUUAUUAUAAUUGUUUUUUUAAUUCUGUUAGUCAAAUUUAUGCAG